Molecule: messenger RNA, 591 nt
Organism: Mesorhabditis belari
Lineage: Eukaryota; Metazoa; Nematoda; Chromadorea; Rhabditida; Rhabditidae
Source: the annotation of a GenBank genome assembly
AUGAAACUUUUAUUCAUGAUGCUUUCGGUGUCAAUUAUGUUGCUCAUUUGUGGAACAGCAGCUUCAAUUUUCAGCUCAACUGAACAUACCAAACUCCAAUCAAAAGUUGAUGUUGAUGAGGAAAAAAUUGAAUCAAUGAAUGGAAAGCUCAAAAAUCUCCAGGCAGAGAUCGACGAGUUGAAAAGAGAAGAUCUCAAGAAACUGCAUUCUCGAAUCGAAAAUUUGGAGUCAACGAAGGAAUUGCAUUCAAAACCAACAACAAGUUUACCUGAAAGCGACGAAGAUGAUGAAGUUGACACUACAAAUUUGGCUGAAGAGGCUGAUCUCGUCUCGAUACACAGCAAAGAAGAGCAACGCUUUUUCCAAGGAUUGGUUCGUGAAAUGGAUCGUGACUGCUGGAUUGGAUUGAAGCUCGUGGCUCAUAGAUGGGUUUGGAGUGAUGGAAGUGCUUUGGAUUACCAGAAUUGGGAUGCGGGAGAACCAUUGAACUGGAGCACCGAGAAAUGGGUUCAUAUGAGACCAGGGAACGGAAAGUGGAACAAUGUGGAAAGUGAUUACAAAGCACUCGUUGGAUGCAAGAAACCGGCCGAG